Molecule: messenger RNA, 957 nt
Organism: Oncorhynchus mykiss (rainbow trout)
Lineage: Eukaryota; Metazoa; Chordata; Actinopteri; Salmoniformes; Salmonidae
Source: RefSeq, a predicted model, not a curated record
GAUUAUUAAACCAUUGUUAAUUCGGCAUUGUCUGCAUCUGGGUCUUACCUUCAUACCUGAUAGUAGUGAUGGCUCCUCUGUAAGUAAAAUUCAUGUCAACUAGUAAUGUUUAAACUGAGAACUCAACACUGACAUAUUGGGUGAUAGUACUAUGUCUAACUGCCUGGUUAAGGGCAUACCAUGAGAUCUGGGAUUUGAUUGGUCCCUUGCUGAAAAUGGAAAAGGAGUCACAGAGAACAUGGUUCUGAUUGGUUAUUUGUGUGUUCCACAGGAUGACUGCUCCCUGACCCACCUGAAUCUGGCGGGAAAUGGACUGAUGGACAGCAGCAUUUCCACCCUCGCCAGGUGUCUGCCUCUCUGUCCCUCCAUGGUGUCUGUGGACCUGGCAUGGAACCCAGCGGUGACCUCAGCGGGACUCCACAGCAUCCUCUCCAACCGGCGACCUUUGACCUAUCUCAACCUCCAAGGUUGUCAGGUAGCCGGACCCUGGGACAGCUCUAGUUUGGACGACUUGUCAGACCAGGUCCAGGACCUGUGGCUGUGCUCCCAGGUGCUCAACAAACUGGACUGCAAGGCGCUGCAGCAGAUCUGGGGCCAGAGGAGGCCCGGGGGCUGCUUCCUCUCCAGGGAUGCCAAGUGCCUGCUCACUACUGCCCCUUUACUGUGAGGAAGACUCCUUGAGUUUUCACACCUUUAAAGACUGGUGUCGCUUCGAUUCCAAUGUGUACACUUGAGAUGAUUUACACUCCUUGGUCCUCAUAUUUGAGGCAUCUUUUGGUGACACAGGCUGCAGAGGGAUCUCGGCACCAAUAUUUUGAAUGCAUUAUGUAGGUAUAAUUAUUACAGGGUGUGUGUGGGAACUCUUUCAAGACUGUUGGAAAAGUUUUCCUCAAGAAGCUGGUUGAGAGAAUGUCAAGAGUGAAAAGCUGUCAUCAAGGCAAAGGGUAGCUAGCUACC